AUCUCUGUCCUUUGGUCUUCUUCUUCUUCUUCUCUCUGCUUGCACGAGGUGGGUAUCCAAAUGGAAGACACGACUUCAGAAGCCAUGAGCUUACUCCCUCCAGGAUUCAGAUUCCAUGCCACAGAUGAGGAGCUUCUGCUCCUUUACUUGAAGCCCAAGAUCCUCGGACAACUCGACGAACCCUACUACAACAUAAUUCCGGAGAUCGAUUUAUGCGAAUGGGAACCAUGCCAAUUGCCCGCCAUGUUCGAUUGCAUGCUUAAAGGGAAGGAGCUGUUCUUCUAUUGCCGAGUGAAGCAUAAGUACUUGAACAGCAGGCGGUCCGACCGCACGACCAGAACAGGUUACUGGAAAGUGACGGGCAAGGAACGCGCCAUCAUGAGCGAGGACACCAACGAGCAGAUAGGAAUCAAGAAGACGUUGGUGUUCUACGAGGGCCGCGUGCCUCAUGGCAAAAGGACCGACUGGGUCAUGCACGAGUAUCACCUAAACUCCAAGCAUUUGGGCAGUAAUCACAAUGAAGGCGAGAUGCUGCCUUAUGUGGCAUGUCGGAUCAAGAACAAGAAAAACAAGAAAGCGACGAUGUGUCACGCUCCAACAAUUAGCCCAGAAGGCUAUUCAAGAAGCCCCUCACGUCCACUAGCAAUGUAUACCCCUCUGUGAAUCAGGAAGGGGACUUGCUGACCUUCCGUAACACCAUCAACAUUGAAAUUGCUGAUAACCAAGGAGCUGCUGAUACUCAAUCCGAGAUAUCACCAGAAGAGUUCAUGGAGUUGCUAGCUCCAUUUCAGCCACAGGAUAACUAUCUGUCAAGCUACGACAACGCUCCAAUGUAUCAGUCACAGGCAGAAGCAGAGGAAGAAUGGUUGUCCUUUCUACAUUCCCCAGUUAACAACAAUGGGGAUGAGUUUGUCCACAAAGACAAUCCCGUGAAUGAGGACUUCUCUACUGCGACGUUUGACAAGGAUUGGACCGAUGUCUGAGGACUUCUCUACUGCGACGUUUGAAGAUGAUUAUUGUGAUUUGGAAGGAGUGUGCGUGAGUGUGUGGGCUUUACUUGUGAUGUAUUUAGGAUUGCGAGUGUGGCUUUUGGAGUGAAACAAGGAAACAUAUGAAGUUUAAUAAUUUGUGCUUGUCAAGUUUGAGAGACGUGCUUCUUCUUGUAUUUCAGGUUGUGUCUUGUGCUAAUUAAGAUGUAGUACUUCAAUACAUAUUGUUAUGUUAUUCAGGGUA
Eucalyptus grandis is the source of this 1233-nucleotide messenger RNA. Its product is annotated as protein NTM1-like 9. Gene Ontology annotation, biological process: regulation of DNA-templated transcription. The record is from RefSeq and is a predicted model, not a curated record. NCBI's taxonomy places the organism in Eukaryota, Viridiplantae, Streptophyta, Magnoliopsida, Myrtales, Myrtaceae. The coding region runs from base 61 to 663 and encodes 200 amino acids. The transcript is spliced from 3 exons. Gene Ontology annotation, molecular function: DNA binding.